AUGUCACGCGGGGGACACUGGCGCCAGCCAGCUAUCGGUUUGUGUCUAUGGCUGGUGAUCGGCGUUGUGCUCAGCGGUCAGACGACAAGAGCACUGUUUCUACCGGAUCUGUCUCCGACCGGCUUUCGCAACUACAUCGAGAAUCGCGGCAACGACACGAUUGCCGCUGUCAAAGUUUAUGCGCCCUGGUGCCACCACUGCCAGGAUAUGGAAGACGAUUGGAAUAUCCUCGGUAAUAUCUUCGCAGACUUGUCGAACGUGGUCAUCGCCAGCAUCAACGGCGACAAGCAUGUGAAACUUCGCGAGUCUCUGGGUGUGACAGGCUAUCCCACGAUAUUCCUCUAUGACAAGGGAGCGGAGAAGCCACGUGACUGGAAGUACGCUCGCAACUGGGGUCUCCUGGCCAUGGAGAUGAAGCGAAUGGCACAGGAGGCCGGCGGCAGCACCGCCAGCGAAGUCGAAUCCGUCGCUAUACCGCAGUCGCCCACGUUGCUCACGGAGUAUCGAGCGCGCUAUGCCCGAGUGACGAAACAGUCGCCGAUCAUCAAGCUGGAUGAGAAGUCGCUGACGGCAGUGGCAUUCGAUCGCAGUCGCGACGUUGUGCUGGCGGUUACGAAACAAGGCGCUCCCCAGAUGUCCUCGUUCAUGAAAGCGUUUGCGGAAGCGGGGACGUCUUUUGUGGUAGCUGGUCAUUCGCCGAACGAAAUCGUGUUUGCCGAAGUCGAUGCCGCGACCUACAAUCAAAUCCAGGAAAAGGAGAAAUUGCCUCCUUUGAAAUCAGCACCUGCUGUGCUGUUCCUGCCACAGGGUCCCGACAAGAGAACCAAGAUCGACACACUCGUGAGCGACGCUGGAGCAGCCUCGAAGAUGACCGCUGCUGCGCUCAUCGAUCUCGUUAACGCGAAGGCCGGUACAGAGAUCACAGUCGGGGGCGCACUGCACCCGCAAGCUGGCCGCAUUCCGCAGCUAGACAGCAUCAUAGCAGCGUGCUUCAACGACGCUGCGUUUCGAGCAAAGUACCCCAGUUAUGAUGAGGCGCGCCGCGCAAACUUCAGUGGCGUAAGUGACCUCAUCAAACAGACCGACCAAAAGUUGGAGGAUAAGGUUUACGAACUCUCUGGAGAUGGAACGCUUUCAGCGGUGCAAGGAAACUUUUAUCUGAAGACGUUCGAAAAGUUUGUGGAUCCAACAUCGGAAGGCCUCAAAGAGAUCGUUCAAAUGAUCGGCAGAUACGAACACACACUGGAAGAGGCGCCCCUGAAAAAGUCCAUGCAGGCAUCGCAUUUGCGCGAGUUCGCUCGAAUGCGGAACCUGAUGCGCAUUUUCGAAGAACACUCCGAGGAGCUGCGCCAAGAAGUCGAAAAGCUCACUCGUCGAGUGAAGUCGCUAGUAGCAGACUCAGUGACGAUCGACAUUCUCGAUGACAAGUUCCGCGGCGAUGACGAGACUCGCGAGCGCUUCGCCGAGCGAGUUCGCACGCUCAGCGAGGCCCGCGCCGAGGCACUCGCGGCGGCCUCGCGUGGACAGCCGUACAGAGCUCGCGAGGCGGUCGUCGCUCAGGCAGUUGCAGGCAUUCGCGACAAGCACGUCUGGGUCGUUCCAAAAGGCAGCAUCAUUCCGAACGAGGUGGUCUUCAAAGUUGCUGAGCAAAAGCUCCCCGACCUCGUCGUUGUGCUGGGCCCGGCCGCACAAGAGCAGGCCCCCCAAAAGCCCGCAUUUUAUUCGAAACAUGAUAAGAUGUCGUCAGGGCCGAACGCUGCACCCGCAGAGCCGCUCGAGUACACCGAGAAUGCAACCGACCUCGCAACAGUCACCCGUUACCUUGAGCGAGCGAUGCUGCCGCCGCCACCGAGCAGCGUUGUUGAGCUCACCGACAAGACUUUUGCAAAAGUCGCUCUCGAUAAGGGCAAGACUGUGAUGGUGGCGUUUGUGGCCAGCUGGUGUGGCCACUGCAAGCGUCUCAAGCCCGAGUACGAAAAAGCGGCUGCGAUUAUUGGGCGCAGGGGUCUGGAUCCCGACCGAGUCGUCAUGGCAAUGAUCGAUGCGGACAAGUACGACCGCAUUCGCGACGAAUACGCCAUCCAGGGUUUCCCGACGAUCAAGCUCUUCCACGCCAGCGACAAUCUGGUGGAAGACUACCAGGGAGGUCGCUCCGCAGCCGAACUGCUCUCCUAUCUUGAAUCCAAGGCCCAAGAAGACGCAAGCGGCAAGCGUCUACAGACUGUUGACGACGAGUCGAAAGGCGGACGCAAAUUCGUCCAGGAGCUGACACCCGAAACCCUGGACGCUCUGCUGGAGCAACCCGACAAAGCGGUGCUGCUCAUGCUGUACGCUCCAUGGUGUGGCGCCUGUCAGCGCCUCAAGGCCUCCUACGAGAAACUCGCGGAAUACUUUGCUUCGCGUCGCGAGGAUGUGGUGAUCGCCCGUCUCGAUGCCGACAAGCAUGCGUCGGAGGUCGAGCAACGCAUCAAGAUCGAACACUACCCGACGUUCCGCUUCUGGCGCAAGGGCGGUCCAGAGAAACGGGCUAUGGAUGAAUCACUCGAUGAGCUGCGUUACGACGUGGACCUGGUCGCGCUACGCCACUUUGUAGAGGAACACGCUGGUACACCCAAACCGGUACCGCUGGGGAGACGUAUUUUCAGGCGGCUGCUCACCAGCGCCAGCGACCUGCUCGGGUACCUGUCGCACCGGAUGCCGUUCCAGGUGACGACGCCCUGGUACCUCGCGAUGCUAUCGCUAUCAACCGUGUUCUUGGUGUACGGUCUGAUUCGCGUGCUUCCGACUCGUGCUCGCAAACGAGCGUUGCACACAUCAACGAAGAAGACCGAGUAA
This is a messenger RNA of Cyanidioschyzon merolae strain 10D, 2835 nucleotides long. Its product is annotated as similar to protein disulfide isomerase. The record is from RefSeq and is a predicted model, not a curated record. Gene Ontology annotation, molecular function: protein disulfide isomerase activity. Gene Ontology annotation, biological process: protein folding. The transcript has a single exon. The coding region runs from base 1 to 2835 and encodes 944 amino acids. Lineage: Eukaryota; Rhodophyta; Bangiophyceae; Cyanidiales; Cyanidiaceae. Gene Ontology annotation, cellular component: endoplasmic reticulum.